Molecule: messenger RNA, 4303 nt
Organism: Diachasma alloeum
Lineage: Eukaryota; Metazoa; Arthropoda; Insecta; Hymenoptera; Braconidae
Gene: sns
Product: nephrin
Exons: 18
Coding region: 63-4244 (1393 amino acids)
Biological process (GO): cell-cell adhesion
Cellular component (GO): cell-cell junction
Molecular function (GO): cell adhesion molecule binding
Source: RefSeq, a predicted model, not a curated record
UUUGUCGGAGUGAUUUGGGAGUUAAUGGCUCUGUGGAAUUAAGGAGAUUGGGACAAACGUUGAUGAUGAAGCUCGAAUUGAGGCUCAGUGGUGCGUCGAGAAUGACGUCAAUGGUGCUGAUGGUCCUGGGGGUGUUGUGGAUAUCGCAGGAUGUCAGAGGUGAAGUGAGUCAACAAUUCUUCCAAGUGAGGCCCGUUAACAAGUCGGUGCAGGAGGGUGGCUCUGUAAUGAUUCCCUGCGUCGUGGCGAAUCGAAUGGGCAUCGUCCAAUGGGCCAAGGAUGGAUUUGCCUUUGUCGUUCAACCUGGGGGCAGCAUUGUCGGCUAUCCAAGGCUGAGGUUAAAGGGUGAUCAGGCAUAUGGGGUUUAUAAUUUAACUAUCACUGAUGCUUCAUUGACUGACGAUGGGGAAUAUCAGUGUCAAGUUGGCCCCUAUGGGAAGAGCAAAGCCAUUCGAGCUAAUGCACAUCUCGUGGUUAUAUCUCCACCCCAAAAAGUAGAAGUGAAUGGUCACCCGAAUCACGGAAAAAUCGAGCUGAACGUCGGUGAAUCGAGGAGUCUGGAGUGCACGGUCAGUUUCGCAAAGCCAGCCGCUACAAUAGUGUGGUACCGUGGAAAUUUUCCGAUCAAAGGUGGCGAUACGAGCGUCACCCCAAUCUCCAUUGAAGACGAUGAAGAAAUACCAAAGCCAGGAGAACCCAAGCGGAAGCUCCAGAAAUACGACACACGAAGUUCGAUGACAAUUGCGCCUACAGUCGAUGAUGAUGGCAUGGAUUAUGCAUGCGAGGCGAGACAUCCUGCCAUUCCCAUUGAUAGACCAAUGCGAGCAACUGUAAAACUCUCAGUAUUUUAUCCACCGGGUGCUCCGUAUAUCGAGGGCUACAACGAGGGUGACGCGAUACGUCGUGGUCAGAAGGUGGAGCUUGUAUGCAGAUCACGUGGUGGUAAUCCACCGGCUCAAGUGGUCUGGUUCAGGAAUGAUGAGGUCAAGAGUAGUGUUUAUCGUACCUACAAUAGCCUCUCCGAGAAUGUCCUCUCAUUUGAGGCUCAGUCAGAGGAUGACAAGGCACGAUACCGUUGUGAGGUAUCAAAUGUCAUGAGUGUCACACCAAUGAAAGUUCACGUUGAUUUAACAGUCCUCUUCCGUCCAGCUGCUGUGACUAUUACGGGACCCACUGAGGCUAAGGCUAAUGAGAGAGUAACUAUUACGUGCAUAACAGACAACUCUAAUCCACCAGCAGAUAUUAAGUGGACUGUUGGUGGAAUGGAAUUCAAUAGUACCAACUCUAACACUAUUCUAGCGCAGAGGGGUGGAUGGAUCACCGCGUCCAAUAUCACGUUCAAUAUCAAUCAGGAUGCUAGGAGUGUUGUUGUUAUUUGUAGUGCUAUGAAUUCAAGACUUGCUGAGUAUACUAUGAAGACUCAUACAAUUAAUGUCAUUUAUCCACCCGCAAGACUGACUAUAAGUGGCUACGAGGAGAAUCAUCAGAUAGAUGCUGGUGCAGUACUGAAACUCCUUUGCACAGCAACAGCUGGUAAUCCCCUGGCCACUGUAACUUGGUAUAAAAACGACAAAGAGAUAACGGGCACCAUAAGGGAACGAGAUCACGCAGUAUCAAACGAACUCGAGAUUCUCGUUAAUGCAUCAGACAAUAAUGCACACAUGAGAUGUGACGCUGUUAACUCAGCAACAAUAAUUCCAAUGAGUAAAACAAUUAUUCUGAAGGUGAAUUUUCCACCUGCUCAAGUGAAAAUAACACGUGAACCCAAGGAAUUUCGAGCUGGUGAUACUGGUAGAUUGAUAUGUGAAUCAAGUAGUAGUAAUCCAGCAGCUGAAAUGUCAUGGUGGAAGGCUGGAAUUGCAGUUGAGGGUACAAAAAAUACAUCGAGAAUUGGUUUACACGGAGGCUACGUAUCCACUGUUGAAUUACAGCUCCAAUUGACUGAUAGUAUGAACGGUGAGGUUUACACGUGCGAGGCGAGGAAUUCUAAGAUGCAGAGAUCAACUCACGACGCAACGACACUCAAUAUUCUGUACAAACCCAUAUUUACGUCUAUUGAUUCGACUGAACUCGUCGGUAUGGAGGGUGAACCGUACGUUAUAUCAGUAGCAGCCAAGGCCAAUCCAACGGACAUCAAUUACUCGUGGACGAGGGAUGGACUGCCCUUGAGUCGAGACGGUGCGAGAAUUAAAGCUCGCGAGUCGACGUUGAAUAUGACAAAACUACAUAGGAAUGAUGCUGGAACUUAUAUUUGUCAAGCUUCUAACAAAGAGGGGACGACGUAUUAUCAACUCAAUAUAACAGUUCAAUACGCCGCUGAAAUAAAACGGACAUCAGAAUCAGGAAUUGUGUAUCCUGGCGAUAGAGAGGCUAAAUUAUUCUGUGAAUUGGACGGCAGUCCAAUUGGUGAUGAAUACGUAACGUGGUACAAAGUUGGCUCGACAACGGAAUUGUCGAGUCGUUAUUCAACCUCUUUUAUCAACAAAACUUCGUAUCUACACAUCAGCAAUCCAACUGAAGAGGACGUUGGUGAAUACAGAUGCAACGUUAACAAUGGAAUUGGAAAUGUUACGUCAAAGCCCAUCCUCUUUAUCACUAAUUUUGAACCCCAGAUGACGAAUACAGCGAUAAUGAAGAAAGCCGCUGCUAAUACUGGAUCUGAUGUGAAGCUUUCCUGCAAAGCACGUGGCUCACCGCUACCAAAAUUUGUCUGGUACUUCGAGGAGAAAACACUCAACAUGACGUCGCGCAGAUACGAGAUCUCCAGGAAAGAGAUCUCUAAACUGGAGGUACAAUCAACAUUGACGAUAUACCACGUGAAUCAACGUGAUUACGGUACAUACAACUGUAGGUCUGAAAAUCGUCUCGGCAAAACGUCAGACUCUGUACACCUUGAUGUUACCUCACCCCCGGAUCAACCGAGUGAUCUUCAAGUUUACAAUGUUACGCACGAUAGUGUUACGUUAAUUUGGAAGAGAGGUUUUGACGGAGGCUUACCAACGUCUCAUCGUAUCAGAUGGAGACAGGCUAAUGAUUAUAUCGACAGUUAUUAUUAUCUCGACGUUAAACCUGGUGAUUACACAGCAACGAUAACAGGCCUCAAUUUGGGAACGUACUAUGUCUUCAGUAUAAUGGCGAGGAAUUCUAAAGGCGAAAGUCCGUUUCUCCCGGAUCUCGUUAAAAUUCAGACACUGCGCGAAGCACCACCAACAGAGUUGACCGCCAGCGAGAUUAACACCUCCUACACCAUCGUCAUAAUCAUCGUUGUUUCCGCCUGUGCUUGUCUACUCAUUGCUACGCCCAUACUAUAUGCCACAUUAAAGUCCAAAAAGAAGGCCCACCGCUCUGGGCCGAAUAAUCGUGAGAGACAGCAGGAUGUGAUCCUGGAAAAGAGUGAUAUACCAAUGAAUUAUGUCUAUACUGUAGCAGCAACGUCAGCCAUCUUUUUUAUUAUUAAUCUUUGCAUCCUAUUAUGGUACAUUGUACGAAAACGAAAUAAAGAUCGUAUCAACAAAUCUCAGACAGCCGACAUGUACGCACCAUCUACGGUCAAUGGAGACACAAUGACGGGUGAAUUAAGUUCGGUAUCGGAUGAGAAGAGUGACGUUAAUUUCGACGCUAAUGAUUACGUGGACGAGGGGAGGAAGACAGCAGCCAGUACAUAUUUAAUAGAUCAGAGUAUCCAAGAAUUUGGUAAAAGUAGCCUUGAAAUGCAGGUACAUCAUCAAGGAACACUUGGUAGACGUAGCAAUCACGUGUCCAGUAUUCUACCUAUGGAUUCACCCCCACAACGCACCACAGCCAGUGGUACACUCUCGGUAUCGAAAUCGAGUUACAUCGGGAAUCCCAGUCCGGCACCACCGAGCGACGUAAAUUUCUACAGUGUGGAGAUGGACAGUGGCCGUUAUACCGGAUAUGAAGCAAAUCCAAGCCCUGUACCGGUGAUGAACGAACCCGGUCCAGGUGCCUAUUAUCCGUCCCUAGGAGGUCCAAUACAUGGAAAUCAAUUGCACACAAUCGGUACUGGUACACUGACGAGGAACAGAACAUUGCCAAGACCGGUGCCCCCCCCAGACGUCACUGUUAUGACUGCCGGAGCAAAGUCACCAAUUCCCCCCUCGGUACCCCCCCCGCCAGCUACAUUUGCACGUGCGGGCCCCAUCCCCGUACAUUCCCACGGGCAUCCACUGUCAACUUUUACAUCGACACCUAGUUACUCGGAUAUUGAUGGACAUCUCGUCUGAAACUCGCUCAAUGUCUCGGUUGUGGCUAAUCAUCAAAUGUUGUCACCAGCUACGCCGAG